Messenger RNA from Pediculus humanus corporis (human body louse), 1980 nucleotides. Its product is annotated as peroxisome biogenesis factor, putative. The record is from RefSeq and is a predicted model, not a curated record. Bases 1 to 1980 code for a protein of 659 amino acids. The transcript has 6 exons. Gene Ontology annotation, cellular component: peroxisomal membrane; cytosol. Lineage: Eukaryota; Metazoa; Arthropoda; Insecta; Psocodea; Pediculidae. Gene Ontology annotation, molecular function: ATP binding; ATP hydrolysis activity. Gene Ontology annotation, biological process: protein import into peroxisome matrix.
AUGUCAAAUUCUGAAAAUCAAUCGGAUUUAUCGAAUCAUUUAUUAAAAUCAAAUAGGAAAAACCAUCAAGAAUGUAUUCAAGAUCUGAACAAAUCGCUUCAAUUUGAUGUUUCACUUAAUGAGAAAUAUUUUAUCAAAUCAGAAAUAAAUCAGGUUUUAAAUUGUAAAUUAAUUUUAUCACACAUGAAUAUCAGUAGUGAAUAUUGUUCACAACUUGACUGUCAGAAAAUAUUAUGUAAAAUUGAAAAAGUUAUCGAUUGUUCAGAGAUAGGAAGUACUGACAAUGUUAAUGAAGAUUCCAUAUUUAUUAUGAAAAAGUUAAACUUGUUAGUUGGUUCAAAAUUAAAAAUAAAACCCUUAGAAAAAAAUUUAAAGUGUAGUGAAUGGAAUGAUGUUAAUGUGAACAUUGACUCAGAAUUGAAAAAUGAAAUAAAUAGUAAUUUAUGCAAUGAUUUAGAACAAAUAAAUAAAAAUGUGAUUCAAACAGUGACAAAUACAUUGAUCACAGGGGGUUUAGGAACUGGUAAAAGUACCUUAUUACAAGCAUUAAAAGAAAACUUUUCUCAAAACUUCAUAUUUGUUAAAAUGGUUUGUUGUAAAUCAAUAAGAGGGAAAAAAUUAGAAACUAUUAUUAAAAUUAUGACGGAAAAUUUAAUGAAGUGUUCUCGACAACAACCAUCUGUUUUGCUUUUGGACGAUUUAGACGCUUUAAUUUAUUCUUACGAAGAUGAGGAUUCACCUAAUAAAUUUUAUGUGGAACGUUUAGUGGAUACAAUAACAAGUUGCAUUAAAGAAAUUCAAAGGAAUUUUAAUGUUUCCAUAAUUGUUUCUGCCAAUAGUACGGACAGUUUGAAAAAUAUGGUUUUUACACAUGGGCCAAGAAUAUUUCAAAACGUUCAAAAAAUACCAGACCUUUGCGUACAAGAUAAAGUUUUUAUCCUGGAUAGCCUUAUCAGAGAUAGAGCAAAAGAUGUUAAGUUGGGUUCCCUAAAUCUGUAUGAUAUAGCAAACAAGACAAACGGAUAUACUAUUCAAGAUUUGUGUGAUUUAGUUAACAAAUCUAUUUUUAAAUGUUUGAUCAGAGAGAAAAAUUCACAUUUGGUUCAAAAUGAUUUUGAUUUGACCAUUGCUGAAUCAACUCCUUUGCUAUUAAAAAAAAUUAAAUUUAAAAAAAAUUCUGGAAAAAAAUGGGAUGACAUCGGCGGAAUGAAUCAUCCUAAAAAUAUACUCAUGAAAGUAUUUUCGUGGCCUUCACAAUUUCCCAAGCUUUUUGAAAGUUGUCCAGUAAAAUUACAUAGAGGCGUUUUAUUAUACGGUGCACCCGGAACUGGAAAAACCGUUUUAGCUGGAGCUUUGGCAAAUAAAUGCGGUUUGAAUUUUAUUAGCGUGAAAGGACCCGAAGUUUUAUCGAAAUUCGUGGGAGCAAGUGAAGAAGGAAUCAGAAACUUAUUUAUUCAAGCUCAAAAAACUCAACCUUGUUUGUUAUUUUUCGAUGAAUUUGAUAGUCUGGCACCGAAAAGAGGACACGAUAGCACCGGAGUCACCGACAGGGUAGUUAAUCAGCUUUUGACUCAAUUAGAUGGGGUAGAAGUUUUAAAUGGAGUUUGGGUUCUUGGGGCUACAAGUCGUCCAGAUUUAAUUGAUCCUGCUUUAUUAAGACCGGGACGAUUGGAUAAAUUGAUAUUUUGUCCCAUACCUGAUGAGUCCGAUCGGUUAUCGAUAUUAAAUAAACUUGGUAAAAGCAUGCCAAUGAGUCCAGGUAUUAAAAUUGAAGAAAUUGCUAAGAAAACAGAAGGAUAUACAGGUGCAGAUCUUCAAGCAAUUUUAUAUAAUGCUCAAAUGUUAGCUGCAAAACCCAAUAUUGAAAACAUGAAAGUCGAAAAGGAAUUUCAAAUAGAACAAAAUCAUUUAUUAGAAGCAUUAAAAACCACAAAACCUUCAUUGUCAAAAUCAGAAAAAUUAAAAUAUCAAAAUAUGUGA